AAGAAAGAUACCCACCACCAACCGGAAAUUAAGUUUCCUCAGCAUACUAAAUUCAAAGUCUUCUUUAGUCUAGAAAUUCUAAUAAUGCUAGUUGUGGUGCGCAAACACACAGGAAGAUUUAUGAUUAGUAUUCCUCUAUUUUAUUUUUAGGUUGGUUGAACUCAACAAUUCGAGCUUACAAGCACACCUACAGAAGUGUUUAUCUCAUUCACACUAUCAUACAGUGAAAAGGCAACAAAUCCAUAUUUAUUUUGAUCUUUGUCUAUUGCUACAGAAGAUCUGAGUCAAUGCCUCUAUUAAGAAAGAUGUAUAACUUAUUUACUCUUAAAUGUAAGAACACCAGAGACAUUGUCCUAACAAGCAACCAUGACUCACGUAAUAUUAAGCAAUGCUGCUUUUAUAUUCCACCAUUUGUCAGCUUCGACAUCAGAAUGAGAUAAGAUUCUGCAGUUAAAUACAUCACAAAUAAUUAUAUUGUGAGAUGUGUGAAUGUGGGUGGUAGGGGCCAUUGGAUUUGGAUGCUAAAGUUUGUGCUUCAUUUUAUUACGCAGAUAAUGAAGGAAAUUCCUUCAUUUCAUUGAAAGAUUCUGUUCAAAACUGUAUCUCAUCCCUGGAACUGUUUUCUUGAAGCUGUGACUGUGGCUGGGAGAAAGAAUCACUAACUAACUUAAGGGGCACAAACUAAAUCAACCCAGAAAGUGAAAUCUUGAUUAAAGUUUGAUUUGUUUAAUACUAUCAACAGUCAACUGAGAACUAACAAGCCUAAUCUGACUUCAAGCAUUUUCUAUAAACAUCUCAACCAUUAGCCCACACUUUAAUCUUGGAAGCUUGAUUCCUGGAUGAAACUUCACCAUGAGAAGCAAAGGAAUAUACUAUUUUAUUGGUUUAGUGGGCAAAUUAAGACUCCCUUUUAUGCAAUCAAAUCUUCAAAGAUACUGAAUAAGAUUCUUAAUAAAGCACAACCUGAGAGACAGGCAACACGUGAUGCAAGUGCUUCACAAUUAACUAAAGAAAUCCAUACCAUAACAUCGAGCUUUUGAGGAAACCAGAAAAAAGAAAAAAAAGAUGGAUAAAGCAAUUGCAAUUCUCAUCAAUUAAAAAAUUAAAAAGUUUAGUGAGCUGGAGAGUGAUGCUGCUGUCUCUAGUUCUCUGGUUUAGUCUAGACAUCGCAUUAACAACAGUAAUGGAUAACAAUUUUUACCUUUAUGAGCAUAAAUUUCCGCACAGAAUUAGCUACUCUCAACCACAAAAUUAAAAAAGCAUAACCCAGUAGUAUGAAUACCUGUAUGUCAUCAUCGCAUCAAUGGAACAAUUGUUGAAUCGCAGGACCUGGGAUUGUUGCUUUCUUUGCUAGAGUCUCCGAUAGCCGGAGAGCCGUUAGUUCCAGUUGUUAGGGUUCUCAAUUUCCACUGCCCAGAAGAGUUCAAGAAGGAAAAAGAAAAAAAGUAAAAAAAGAUAGUGUUUUUAUAAAGGUUUUGGGUGCAGGACACGCAGUACACAGUUUGCUCCCGGUUUUUUCUUUUGUCUUGGUUUCCUUUUUCUGCAGAUUAUCAGUCAAUGUCUUUGCCUUUGUAUUCCCUUUGUGACAAUUCCUAUGUAAGUUGAACUGAAAGCCUCGUUGAUGAAAUCUUGAACCCAAUGGACUUGGUGGGCCUCAUCAUCCCACUCCACAUAAAGUUUUUAUAGAAAGACUGCAUCUUUUCUGAUCUUUGUUCUAUAAUAUUCUUUACUUCUCUGGUUCACCUCACCCUUUGAAAACCUCCAGAAUUUCUCAACCAAAAAUCCCUUUCUUCCUUUCUUUCCCUCUUUUUUUUCCCUUCCUAUAGUUAGUUACUUACUUACUUUCCGCUCCCGAAUUUCUGAAGUUCUAAUCUUUGAGGGAUUAGUAGCAGAACCCACAUCCCAGAAAUUGGGAAAAACAGUUAAUGAUGCAAUGCCCAACUGAUUCUUUCAGCUAUAAUACCAGUUUGUGUGCUUGCAACCCAGGGUAUUUGUUUAAUGGCAGUAGUAGAAGCUGCCAACUUUUCUCUGGGUGGGAACCGGUGGAACUGCGCACCGGCGUGGACUACUCCAUAAAUUUCCCGACCACCAUCUUUGAUUUUGAUUCCAUUAAGAAGUUUACGCAGUCUCAAGCUGUGUUCCUUGAGGCUACCUUUGCUAUGCUUGCCAGUUGGCUGCUUUUCUGCCUUCUUGUGCGUGUUUUUGGCCCACUUGGUGAUGGCAGGUCUCUGUGGUUCAAAAUUCGGUGGUGGAUUAGUCGCCUUGAUGUUUGUUUCGCCACCCGCCAUUGGCUGGUAAGGCAUAUUAAUGAUUCUGGAGUGCUUUUCAAGGAAAUUUUGGGCUGUGUGUUUAUGAAGCUAGAACUAUGUUGCACUUCUCUAUAAUUUGAACAGGAACACAUUCCAUGUGGUAUUGGUCUUAGAUAUAUCUUCGACUUUGUUGGUUCAAUUACAACUCUAUAUAUAUGUUGCUAAGUUCCAUAAUGCUAAAGAAUGCAGGCCGUUUGAGUUAUCAUUCAAAUGGGGCAGUCUCUUAUUAAUUGUAGUAUCUUAUUGUAUGAAGAUAUAGGGAGCAUACAUCACUAGUUAUUGGAUGCAUGGUAUUAAAGUUUUUCAGUCAUGCUCCCAAGUCAUACUUAUAGGCAUCUCUUUUAGCUGCUAACAUAGCAAGUAAUACAAUUUUGAAUGAUAUGUCACCAAUUAAAUUAGAAAUACAUUAAGGCAGCGCCACUGCCUUCCCGUUCCUUUUGUCUUUUGGUUGGCUUGGAAAUGUUCCCUGUGAACUUAUCCGAUUGAUCUCUCUACGACCUUUGAGGAUUAACUUGAAAAAGUUCCUGUUAUUAUUUUCUUAAUAUCUCUAUCUUGCGGAAAAAGGUGAAUAAGUUGAAACAUCAACCCAAGAGAACUUCACCACAUAGUUUAAAUGAGGUUGGAUUAUGUGCUUUUCCUUCGGAAGGUUUCUAUUCUUUUGAAUUAUGUAAUGUCUGGUGGUUCCCAUGAACUUAUGGGUACAAUGUCUGGUGUAGGAUGAUCAGAAAGUAGUUAUGAAGCGGAAAACAGAACUUGGUGGAGCCCUUUCAAUAGCUAGUUGGAUGCUUUUUAUUGGUCUAUUUGCUGCGUUGUUGUACCAAAUUAUAUCCAAGAGAAGUGUUGAGGUGCAUAACAUAAGAGCAAGCAAUGCGCCUGAUUUAGCCGCCUUCUUGAAUGACUUGGAGUUCAAUAUAACUGCAAUUUCUGGAAUGAGCUGCUCAAAUUUACGUGGUCUUGGGACAUUAGUUUCUGGAAAUCCAGGAACAAUUGAUUAUAAAGUUGCUCCUCUUUCAACCUUUACCAACUUUUCUUGCCAAAAUACUAGCAGGGGCCCCACCAUUACCCUUAAAUGCAUCAAUUGCCCGCUUAUUCCAGACAUUGCAUAUAUUCCAUGGCAGUUUGUUGAUCUUCCUAAUGAUCCUGCGACAGCUGUUGGUUUUGACUUUAAGCUAUCUGCCAAAAGUCAUGAUGAUGAUAAGCAUUUAAGUUCAGUCGCUGGAACCAUAAAGAAUGGUACCAUUGGUCAGAGCAAAAGAGUCACAUUUAGAGGGACUGAACCAAAUAUCUUCAAAUUCAACCUGUUUCCUAGACACUACCGAAAUGUACAUGAUUUGAAGCUCAUCCAACCUUUAUUUCAUGAUUUUAUUCCGGGUUCAUCUUUUAGUGAUGUGGAUCAACUUCGAGCCUCUCUUGAGAGCUCCAGUGAUGGACUGCUAAACAUGACAUUGUAUGUGAAUUUCCUCUCAGACUAUAUUGUUGAGAUUGACAGCCAAAAUGUUUUGGGUCCUGUGAGCUUCCUGGCAGAUAUGGGGGGCCUUUAUUGCUUCAGUGUCUGUAUCUUUUUCUACCUCUUGUUGCAAUGCGAAUACAGAAGUAAGAAGCUUCGUCAAGAGGAUGUUGUGAUGAGAAAUGUAAGAAAUCGUAGAAAAGCUCAAGAGCGUUGGGACAAACUGAGGAAAUAUGUGAUGUAUACAUGGGGUUGUAGCUCACUGGAUGAUAAUAAAACCAAUGAUAAAAAAGAGGCAUGUUGCGCUGGCCUCACUGUGAAUUCAUGGCACAAAAGCAGGCCAUCCCAUAGACCUAAACGGCAGAAAACUUUGGAGAUGCUCAGUUUUAACAGAAACGUCAAACAACCUUGUGAGAAGCAAACUGUUCCUGAUAUCAACCAAGCGCAGAUGUCAAAUUGCUCGAUGAAGCCUUCAUCUGCUCCAAAAUCCACAAAUACAACUCAUGAACCUGAAAAUGGGGUGCCAAGAAAAGUCAGAGUUGGAAAUCCUGGUGCAACAAGUGGUUCACUUGUUGGUGAAGUCAGUCAGACUGACAUGCUUCCCGUUCAAGAAGAUUUAACGUUUCCACCACCUCCAGUGUUACAAUGUGGGACGUCUGGUGAGGCCAACAUCACUGACCUCCAAAAAAGUAUCCAAAACCUUUAUGAUUAUAAUGUUAUGCUAAGGGAUAAAUUGGCCGCUACUCAGUCAAUGCUUCAUGCUUUAAGCCAAAAUAAGCUAUCCCCGUUUCCAGAGUCUGGUCCAAGAUAGCAUAGUGGCUGUGUUAGGCCCCAAUAUUUAAAACAGUCCAGUGUUCCAAGUACAUCUGCGGGGGCAAAGUGUUACAUUCAAGGUCUAAAAAGCAUAUCUCAGGUCUACUCAAAAAUGCCGAUUUUGCUGCCAAUGUUUGCUGCCAAUGUUUGCUGCCAAGGGUAAGGAUGAGGAUAAGACAGGUGUAACAUCAUGGAGCUAAUCUUUGCUGUAUCGCCAGUGUUGUUUUGUAUAAUAUAUGCCGCAGCAGUGAAAGCAGUGGUUUCUUUUACCUUUGUUUUUUUUUUUUUUUUUUGUGUGAAAUUCUUGAUAGAGAGGUAGGUUCAUUAGCAUAGUCAUUCUUUGCUGCGCCAAGCAGAUUUUUUUCUAAUUUGUAAAGUGUUGCCUGCGUACAGACUUCUGGUUUCUUCAUUGUAAAUCCAUUGUGGAGAAGAUCCAAUAGUUACCAUGUGCCGUUUUGAAUGCAACAUAGUUCACAAUAAGGAUGAAUCAUUGAAUUUACAGAAAAAUAACUAUUGACCAUUCAACAAACAACUGAGGCGACAGCCACUAAAUCUACCGGGCUUCGCAAACCGUAUGUGUUACUUGAA
Oldenlandia corymbosa var. corymbosa is the source of this 5157-nucleotide messenger RNA. The record is from the annotation of a GenBank genome assembly. NCBI's taxonomy places the organism in Eukaryota, Viridiplantae, Streptophyta, Magnoliopsida, Gentianales, Rubiaceae.